Molecule: messenger RNA, 2995 nt
Organism: Talpa occidentalis (Iberian mole)
Lineage: Eukaryota; Metazoa; Chordata; Mammalia; Eulipotyphla; Talpidae
Gene: PIGX
Product: phosphatidylinositol glycan anchor biosynthesis class X
Exons: 7
Coding region: 1-1305 (434 amino acids)
Biological process (GO): GPI anchor biosynthetic process
Cellular component (GO): endoplasmic reticulum membrane
Source: RefSeq, a predicted model, not a curated record
AUGCAGGAAAAGGCGACGGCUACGCCCGGCAGACGUCACUGCUGGGUGACCUCCCGGCAGGAGGUCGGAAUCCGCAAAUACCUGCAAGCGUGGAGGCGGAGGCCCAGAGCAAACAGCCUGCUAGGCUCCCUGGACAGCGCGCGGCCCUGGCGCAAGUCACGGCGCUUGCGCGGCUCUGCGCCCCGCCCCGCCCCGAGUGCAGGGGGCGGGGCAGCGAGGGGCGUGACCGAGGGCGUGACCGAGGGGGCGGGCCGGGCCGCGGAACCUGCGCGGCGGGGGCCUGGCGAGCGGGGAAGCUGCGGACGCCCGGCGUGCGCGCACCGCGACUUCCGCCCUGCUGCGGUCCCCCGGAGCCGGGAGAGGCGUGCGCAGGCUUCGCGUCCGCGUGUCGUCCCCGCGCGUCCUCUCGGGCGCCCGCUCCCCGGCGUCCUGGCAGCUCGCGCCGUGACCGCCCAGGCUGGGGCCUGGCUGCUUCUCUGGGCGACGGGUGGGCUGGCCUGCACCCCCGCCUCGGCCUUUACCUCCGCCCGCCCCGACGCUGGUAAAGGAAGCGAUGGGGCUGCGGGAGUACGCGCGCGGUUUGAGGACCACGAGGGUGGGGAGCAGUUCUGGGCCUCGGCGAGCGACCCUAGAACUGUAGGGCAUAAGGUCACUUGUUCUGAAAUUACGUUGAGGCAAGAUGUUUUGAAAGAUGGUUUCCACAGAGAUCUUGUAAUAAAAGUGAAAUUUGGAGAAAGUAUUGAGGACUUACAGACUUGCCGACUCUUAAUUAAACAGCUCAUCCCAACAGGACUUUUUGUGGAUCCAUAUGAGUUGGCUUCCUUGCAAGAGAGAAACAUAACAGAGGCAGUAAUGGUGUCAGAAGACUUUAAUAUAGAAGCUCCCAACUAUUUAUCCAAGGAAUCUGAAGUUCUCAUUUAUGCUAGACAAGAUUCACAGUGUAUUGAUUGUUUCCAAGCUUUUUUGCCUUUGCAUUACCGCUAUCAUCGCCCACAUAGUAAAGAUGGAGAAACUUUUAUUGUAGUCAAGAAACCUGAUUUAUUGAUGUAUUGUGACCAAGAGUUUCCAAUUUUGAAAUGCUGGUCUCAGUCAGAGGUGGCAGCUCCUUGUGCUUUGAAGAGUAAGGAUAUCUGCCAGUGGAACAAUAUGAAAUAUAAAUCAGUAUAUAAGAAUGUGACUCUACAUGUUCCAGUGGGACUAACUAUACAUACCUCUUUAGUAUGUUCUGUAACUCUGCUUGUUACCAUCCUGUGUUCCACUUUGAUCCUUGUAGCUGUUUUCAAAUAUGGUCAUUUUUCCCUAUAAGUUUUAUGCUAUUAAAUGCAUUCCAUAAACCUAUGUAAGAUCUGGUCAUUUGUGACUAAAGGUGUUUUUCUAGAACUGUGGCAUUAUGUUUGUCAUUUGCAUUCAUUUAUGUCUAAAAUUAUGUUUACCAGAGGAAAUUUUGGAUCAUUCUCAACUAAUUCCAAAAUUCAAUUCUUUGUUGGGUAGACUUUUGAAAAUCCUCAAGCAUCAAGGGCCAGUAGAGGGGAAAAAAAAAAGAGAGAGAGCCAGUAGAGGAAAUGUAAUUCUGUUAACUUAAUAAUUUACUUUGUAAAAGCAACUUUUUUCAUUUGGGUUAGAAAAAUAAGUUCUUUAUGUAGUAGAGACAAAUUAUUCUCAUUUUGUAGAUAGAAACAUACCUGUUUAAGCUAAAAAUUGAGGAAAUCAUUAUAAAUAAGUAUAAAAUAAUUUAAAUUAAUAAGAGGUUUAUUUAAACAUUAAAUUCAUGAGAAUAUUACAUCACUUAUCCAGAGUUUCUUUUUUGUGUGUGAAGAAGUAAUAGGGUGUAGGCCAGAGGUGUGGGGGGUGAGAAGAGUCACCAGAGACAGUGGGGAGCAAAACAGGCAAAUUUUCUGAAGUACGCUGCUAAGGGGAGCCAGUGGGCAAGACAGGAGAGGUCUGCUCUGCCAUAUGUGGAUUAGCUGACUGGGGAUUGAACUCAGGCCUUAGGAGUGCUAGCUCUGAGAUGUAACCCCUAGGCCCUUAUCCAUAGUUUCAAAAAAAAAAGUCUGAAAGCUAGGAAAUUAUUAAUACCAAAAUUGAUUAUUCCUUUAAGAAUUUCUAUCUUUUAUGUUUUCGUUUUUUUUUUUUAAGAUUUAUUUAUUUAUACAAGAACUGGGGUACAGGCCAGAGGCAUGGGAAGGUGAGAGAAUUCACCCAAGACAGCGAGGAGCAGAACAGGCAGAUGGACUGAGGACACUGCUGAGGGGAGCAGCGGGCGAGGCAAGAGAGGUCUGCCAUGCCAUGUGGGAUGCUCCCUGGCAGGCCGGGAAUCAAACCCGUGCUGCAGAGGCUGUGGACAGCUUCAUAGCGCGGUGCUCAAUUCACUGCGCCACUGGGGAGGCCCCUAUCUUUUAUGUUUUAUAAUUUCUUUUGACUAUCUGAAUUGACAAAAGGGCUUGGUGAAGCUAAGUACUAAGAUUUAGUUCUGAUUUAGUACUGAGUUUGCUAGAAAAAACAAAUCACAUUGUCACUUUAAAGGGUAAAUUUUGUUCAGUAGUACAUUUGCCAGAAAAAUCUUUUUGUAUCUCCAGAUAAUUGUUUUUAAGCAAAAGGUCCUGGUUUAAUGUUAUACUUCAAAAAAAUAGAAAAUAAAGUGUCACAAGCUAAUUAAAAAAAUAAAAGGGCUAACAUGCCCUCUGUUCAUUGAGAACAAACAUAUUCCACAGCAGAAACCAAAAGUCCAGGGUAUGUUGGCAUUGUUUUCUAUAGAGUAAUGUGAUGUGAUAUUUAUAUAUGCUAUGACUGCUAAAUUUCCUAAAACAUCAUAUCCAUGGGAAUAUAUCUUUUAUAAUAUGACAUGUUUGGCUUGACUAGUCAUAACAUUUCCUUUUUGGAGGAAUUUUUGAGACUUGAAUAUUGAAAAAGGCAACCCAAUGCUAUAAAGCAAAAUUAUUAGAGGUCCUUAAAAUGAUUAAAAUUUCAACCCUAUCUAGUUUCAUAUAUGUGCAGU